This is a messenger RNA of Blepharisma stoltei, 797 nucleotides long. The record is from the annotation of a GenBank genome assembly. Lineage: Eukaryota; Ciliophora; Heterotrichea; Heterotrichida; Blepharismidae.
AUGAACUUUUUAUUGAACUUUGAGCGAAAACUUGAAAGCAAAAGUGAGAUAUUUUACUUGUUUCCUGCUUUGCCGUCAUUUGUCCUGUUUGUGGCAAGUAUGUUUACAGCAGUUAUUAUUUUUACGAAUUAUUCGGAAUUUUAUGAUUGCUCGUCCGCCAACAAUGAGCUUUGAGAGUUUUUGCUUGGGGAAAUGAUAUAUAAUAUAUGAUAAAUUUAUGAUAAAUAAUAUUAAUUAAGCCAAAAUAUUUAUAUAAUUAAUUAGAUAUAGCAUAUUACACAUAUAUAAUCAUCUAUGCCAAUGUACUCCUAUCAGUUUUUCCUAUUCUUAAAAGAAUUUCAGUUACUCUUUUAUUGAUGAUAUGCACAAUUUUAUUUAUGAUCGCUUGGAAUAUCUAUGGGAUUUAUGCAAUUUCAAGAUCUAGCUGUGUAUUAUUUAUUUAGGAAGAUACUGUUUAUUAUUCAUUAUCAGCUGUGCUCAUUGCUCUUACGUUUUUAUUGCUUUUGGCAAAAACAGGGUAUUUUCUUUAUAUGCCUAAUUAGAAUCAAAUAAAAAUCCUCAGGCGGCUAUCUUAUUUAUUAUAUAAAAAUAACAACAAAUGAAUUUUUUUCAUUGUAAUUAUGGAUAUUUUGAUUAGGCCGAAGAAAAACGCAAGAGAGCCUGAAAAAAUUAUUCCUGAAAAUGUGCAUAACAUGAGUAAAGAAGAAGUUUUUGAGUCUGUGAAAAAUCAGCAAACAGGGUCUCCGAAGCCAAGUUUAAGUAAAGAGGAUAAUAUGAAAGAAGAAAAUAUUGAUUAA